AUGGCGUACCUGGCUCAGUUGGAGGCAGCCUCGAGUAAUCUUUCGGCAGCACUGGAGGAGCUUGCCUCGCAUUACAGGAAUGGCGGGACAGACAGUCUGGGUGCUCGACCACCACAGCUGCUACCCACAGAAGCACCUCCAGAGGCCCACAAGGCAAGAGAGUCGGCGUUGGCAAGUCUGACCAGAUUGCAAGUCAUGCUGGCCGGGCCGACGGAUUUGCUGCAGAAUCUGGCAGGCCAGGUGCAAUUGCUGGCCUGUAUACAAUGGCUUGGCGACAGUCAAGUUCCUGCUUGUAUUCCGUUGGACGGCACAGCCUUGAUCAAGGAUGUUUCCAGUCUUAUCGGGGUUCCAGAAAGCCAGCUCAGUCGGGUUAUCCGAAUGGCCACAACCGGAGGAUUCCUCCAGGAACCUCAACCAGGCCAUGUGUCCCACAGCGAGGUUUCCGCGGCCUUUGUGACAAGACCGUCGUACCUCGACGCAGCCAUGUUUUUGGCUGAAACGGCUGCCCCUGCCGCGUUGACCAAAGAGACAGGUAUAAUACAGGAUUCCGACUCCGAUGGGCGAAAGGAUGAGAGCCCUUGUCUGUCAUCCUUCGCCACUGCCAGCGAAGCCCAAUUGCCCCGCCUACAGCGGCAGUGGCAGGCCUACCUGCGAUAUGGAACGGGCCAUGUCGGCGCACGAUCCACAGAACGGGCCAUCGCUCUCGCAAACCAAUAUCCAUCGCUCCGCUUUACAGUCCAACUCCAAUCCUCCAGACAUGACCGACUGCGGAUAUCGAAUCCCAGGAUAACCAUCUCCCACCGACAGCCAGGAUCACCACAACCCAUUCUCAACGCCGCACUCUACAUCCUCAAUUUCCCCAUCCCCGUACCAGGAUCCUCACCCGCCUCGGUGGCGACGCACCUCUCGGCUGAGCUUCGCGCACAUCUACCUGCGUUGCGGCUGAACCGUUCGGCUACCUUGGUCGUCAUUGCUCCCUCGACGUCCGAUUCAGAUGAAGGGAUAAGGCUGACUCGGAUCCGCGAUCUGUCCUUACUACAACUGGCCAGACAACGCGAGUUGGGGUUGUCCGAAGUGAUCAACCUGCUGAACGGAGUCAGCGACGGGGAGGGAAGACUGGUGCUUGUGAAUCAGCAUGACUUGCCAACUGCUAAAAGCUACUCCGCGCCCUCUCCCCGCCCUCUCCCCGCACGUAAAGCUAUCUUAGGAGUAGACCUGGAAUGUGGCAGUCGGACCAGGAGAGAUGAAAGAUAG
Molecule: messenger RNA, 1254 nt
Organism: Aspergillus brunneoviolaceus CBS 621.78
Lineage: Eukaryota; Fungi; Ascomycota; Eurotiomycetes; Eurotiales; Aspergillaceae
Exons: 4
Coding region: 1-1254 (417 amino acids)
Molecular function (GO): methyltransferase activity
Source: RefSeq, a predicted model, not a curated record